Molecule: messenger RNA, 512 nt
Organism: Drosophila yakuba
Lineage: Eukaryota; Metazoa; Arthropoda; Insecta; Diptera; Drosophilidae
Exons: 2
Coding region: 39-380 (113 amino acids)
Source: RefSeq, a predicted model, not a curated record
CAACUGCCAAACAUUGUUGCAGAGUUUCCCCAGCGAAGAUGUUCAAAGUUGUGUUCCUUUUGUGCGGAGUGUUCGCUGUCCUGAUCCAGGCUCGCCCCAGCUACUUGCCCAGCUAUGAGCACGUGGAAUUCGCACCCAGUGUGCUGGGAUACGAGAGUUACGCCCUUCCAGCCGCCGUGUCUCACCAGAGUUCCACGGUGGUGCACGAGAAACGUCCCUACUGGCGCCCCGUUGUGGAUCACACGCCCAUCCUGAAGGCAGCCUAUGCUCCAACUACUUCGAUCUCGUAUGCUCCACUUGGAUACGCUGGCAGCAGUGCGGGAUGGUACGAGCCGGGAAUUUGGGGAGGAGCCAGUUACCCCAGCAUUUACCUGAAGUAGAACAACGAAAUAGGAAACGUCUUUCCCCAGAAAAUCUCAUUUUUGGAUAUGCGUAACAUAUUACCUCGUCUGUUUUGCAAUUUUUAAUUAUACCAAAUAUGCGGCAAAUAAACUUUCACACAAGGUAAUCUA